GGCCCCUAUUGGCCCCUAUUCCCACUUUUUCCUUGCUUUGAUGCUAAUCAUGGCGUAAGCUGCUCAGCCGCAUAGGUAUUACGACGCUACCUACUUAAAUUUCCGGGUUGUUGACUUCAAGCCGGCCGAACUGUUAUCCUAACUGCGUCUUCGGUCGAGGGUAAUUGAGCUGGUUUAUUUUUGGUCGGAUUCUUGGCGCGAGCCUGAUACCCGGAUGACCACCGAGCACUGCCGUCAGACUCCGACUCCAAAACCCAACUACGACGUCUUGAUUGACUUAACCACAUCGAGGCCAAGUGAGGAUGAGAAAGGGUCAGGUGCAAGACCCCAGCGUCGGUAAAUGAACUUUGAGGUGUGAGAGGGCGAACACGGUGGAAGAGUAAGAGUAAGCUUCUUGGGUUAGGAGAAAGAAAGUGGCUUGGGUUAGGUGCUGUUUGUUGGCAAUAAGAUGUUGUCCGCAAAUACAAUGGAAAUGGGAGAGAAAAUCGGAAGGGCUUUGCUCUAAUAAAUGGCAAACAAAGAGCUUGUCUAGAUUACAAUGUCGUCGUUAAGCGAUGAUAAUAGGGUUGAUGAACUUUGAUGAGACUAGACUCCGCUGUCAAUCAUAUACCUGGGACAAAGCGGCAUCGUAUAUAUAUUCAUGACGUACCUGCUUAUCAUGAGUUGCCUCCUAAGAGAUCACGCCAAUCCAUAUUACCGGAUUCCAUGUUAUAUCUUGGUACUGUAUUUCAUUGAAAGAUGUGUCUCGAGAUCUACGUCCAUAACACCACCCCUGAACAUGACACCCGCCAUCAAAGCACUCUAAAUCCUGUCACGGGCUAUACAGUUUACAGCCCGUGGCAGGAACCACAUAGUAUGUUAUGCGAGUAUCCUCAUAUCACAGAGAAAAUUGAUAUAAAUCAGCAUUGUCCUUGGCAUCCUGGAUGCUGCCGUCUUGAGCAUCAUCACUGGUGCUGGUCGAACAAUUGUAGUAUGUGGUCUAAGUAUCACCACUUUGUUGAUGAACAAAAUGGCGAGACUAAGGACAUCUCAUUUCUAAAUAUAUACAUGAGCCAUAAUCCGACUCAUCUGCUUAUUGCGGGGUGGCUAUUCAAAGCCGGCGCCGAGCUGAGAUCAUCUAAUCACCAUCUGAGCAAUUCGCCCAUUAUUAUAGAAGGAUCCUCGUACGCUGCCGGACUAGCAAAUGCCGAGUGGUUGCGUACGCGACUAUACGAAAUUGCGACUAUGGCAAAGGAAUGCCUUGCUCAGUUCGCUAUACUCUGGGAUCUGAAUUCGGGUCCCGGCGCGCUUCCCCCGCGUCCCGGCUUCGAAGCAGACCCGAGGCUCAACGAAUAUGUAUCGAGGGUCUUGUGUCUGCGAGUCGCUGAUAGUGGGCCGUUUUUAGACGUCAGUCCGGUCUCGUGGCCACAUAACACACCGCUUUGGGACAAGUUUCGAGCCGGAGUCGUCCCGUUACGUGACGAUCCAUAUAGUGUUCCGUGGAUUGCAGGAGCAAGCAGGGUCGAGUCGGACCCAGGCUUCAUGUCCGCUACGGUCCCGAAUUCAAAUGGUGUUUUUCCACCGGAACAGCAUCCACCUGAGAUGAUAUAUAAUCCUGCAACUCCUAUGCCAGAGGCAAAUAUAAGCACCAGCCCUAUCCCUGAUAGUGUUGGAAAUAACAUUGAGCUGAACAAAGGAGACGAUGUGCACAAUGUUGAGGCCAUAGUAGGCCACGAUCCUCCCCACGUGGUACGUCGCGCCGUACGAUGGUACAAGGUUCGCUGGGAAGGAGACUGGGAAGAAGAUAAAGAGACAUGGGAGCGUGACAUUCAUAUUUCUCCUAAGCUUAUUGACGCAUACUGGGAGAAGUUUGAUGCGGAAAACCCGCGAUACUAUUUACGAAGUAAGGGGUCAUCGUAA
Messenger RNA from Daldinia loculata, 1899 nucleotides. RefSeq lists its product as uncharacterized. The transcript has 2 exons. The record is from RefSeq and is a predicted model, not a curated record. Bases 739 to 1899 code for a protein of 386 amino acids. Lineage: Eukaryota; Fungi; Ascomycota; Sordariomycetes; Xylariales; Hypoxylaceae.